Messenger RNA from Chinchilla lanigera (long-tailed chinchilla), 772 nucleotides. RefSeq names its product CDGSH iron sulfur domain 2 (gene Cisd2). Gene Ontology annotation, molecular function: 2 iron, 2 sulfur cluster binding. Gene Ontology annotation, cellular component: intracellular membrane-bounded organelle; mitochondrial outer membrane. Lineage: Eukaryota; Metazoa; Chordata; Mammalia; Rodentia; Chinchillidae. Gene Ontology annotation, biological process: autophagy of mitochondrion; regulation of autophagy. Bases 98 to 505 code for a protein of 135 amino acids. The record is from RefSeq and is a predicted model, not a curated record. The transcript is spliced from 3 exons.
GCCAAUCGGCGCGGCCGUCUCCCACGCGCCCCGGGCGCAAGCGCGGCAGCGAGCCGAGGUUGGCGGGGCCGCUGAGGCGCGGAAGUCGCUGGCCGCCAUGGUUCUGGAGAGCGUGGCCCGCAUCGUGAAGGUGCAGCUCCCCGCCUAUCUGAAGCGGCUCCCGGUCCCGGAAAGCAUCACCGGCUUCGCCCACCUCACAGUUGCAGAAUGGCUCCGGCUGCUGCCCUUCCUGGGCGUGCUUGCCCUCCUCGGCUACCUCGCUGUCCGCCCCUUCUUCCCAAAGAAGAAGCAACAGAAGGACAGCUUGAUAAACCUUAAGAUUCAGAAGGAAAACCCCAAGGUGGUGAAUGAAAUCAACAUCGAAGACCUGUGUCUCACGAAAGCAGCCUACUGCCGGUGCUGGCGCUCCAAGACGUUUCCUGCCUGUGAUGGCUCCCAUAAUAAACAUAACGAGCUGACGGGAGAUAACGUGGGUCCACUCAUCCUGAAGAAGAAAGAAGUAUAACAGGAAUGAUGUGGGAUUGAUUCAGUGUGUGCUGUAAAGUCUUGCAGUAUUUUCUCAUCCUUUGUGUAUAGAAAAUCUCUGAAAUGGUGGUCUUAAUUAUUACUAGGUGAAUAAUUAUUUCUGCCGGUUUAUUUUCUUGCUACACUACUGUUUAUAUUUGAUAUUUUGUAUAUUUAAACAUUUAUGUAGAAAUAAAUUGUCAAGGCUCAUUCUGUCUUCAGAGAAUUAACAUAUCUUCCAGCAAUAAAAUCAAUUUCUCUCAUUUUA